AUCUGGUCGAUUUUAUUAGCUAGGGACUUGAAUUUGUUGUGUAUUUCGCAAAACUUCCUGACAACAAAUGCACGUUAUUAUGUAUUCGGGGCGUCGCAACAGCGGGCACGCCAUUCGUCACCACGCGAUAAAGUGUGUAGCUUCUGAUCCAGAAACCUACUUAUAGCCAUCUGGUUGGCUAUAAGUAGCAAGUUGGUAGUACCGAUGUUUGUAGCUUCUCACAGUUUAUCAAUCUCUACAUGCCAGAAUGAUCAGAAAAGAAAGUUACUUCACUCAUUUCGCCUGCAUCCUACAGUAUGUGUAAGUUCUCAUUACGCAAAGGAUAGUGGAGCCGGAGAGGUCGUCAAGUUGACGUGUAAAGUUGUCAUGGUCGUGUGCAAGCUCACAACAUCGACGUCAUCAUCGUCAAGCAUGCAUGCGGUUUGCGCACGUUGGUUGUCUAAAGCCACACAAAGCAAUUUUCCUUGCUAUUUCGCGACAAGGCGCUGAUCCUUUGACAAAAACUGAUGCGACGUGAGUGUGAUAUAAAAUUUGCCCACAAGAUUGGCUGUUUCUACUUUCGAUAUAAGCUUUGAAUCAUAAGCGUUACAGCUUGGUAUAAGUUGUUUUGUGCAGUUGCGUGUGAGAAAUCCAUCGCAAAAACGCACUGUGAGUAUACAGCACUCUAUAAUUGAAAUGAGCA
Messenger RNA from Plasmopara halstedii, 682 nucleotides. RefSeq lists its product as uncharacterized. NCBI's taxonomy places the organism in Eukaryota, Oomycota, Peronosporomycetes, Peronosporales, Peronosporaceae. Bases 205 to 489 code for a protein of 94 amino acids. The transcript has a single exon. The record is from RefSeq and is a predicted model, not a curated record.